CAGAGUAUCAUCAUGGCGCUGUUUCCAGCUUUCGCAGAAGUAGAGAGUAACAAAGUUGAAGAUUCGUCCAAAGAUUUAGACUGGCUGAAGAAUAAAAGUUUCCAGACUGGAGAUGCCCUCUCUCUUCACAGGGAGUAUUUUGAGAAGACCAGUGAGAGGCUUAAGAAGAAGAAAUCAAGUGUAGACAGGGAGCUGAGCUCUGCAGAAGAGGAGAAGGAGGAGCAGAAAGACUGCCAUGUACCUCCCAAAAAGAAGAAAAAAAAGAGUGAAAAGAAGAAGAAAAAGAAGAAAAGACACAAAAAGAAGAGUGGGACGUAUUCGGACAGCAGCGGGUCUGACUCCGAAACGAUUUACCCCAGCGACCUCAAAAGGGAAAAAGAGGCAGAUGGGCCCCUGGCUGCUCCAUUAGCGAGCCGUUUCUCCUGGCUGGAUGACCUGCAGUCGCCCACAGAGCAGCUGUUCUGUGUGGACCGUAAAGCAGACCAAGCCAACUGGACGUACAAGUCCCUGUACAGAGGAGACGUAGCCAGGUAUAAGAGGAAAGGCAGCUCGUCCUUGGGUCUGGACCCUCAAAGGCAGGGAGUCAGCUGGGAUGAGUCAGAGUCAAAUAAGAAACAGAAAGGCAGGGACAAGAAGGAAGCAGCAGACAGAUACUUCUCUACAGUCAGUCGCCAGCAGCUCACUACUGAGACCCCUGUUCCUGCAUUCCCCAAGAUUCCUGAGUGCAGUGAUUCCUCCUUCCUCCCACUGGGUAACGAUGAGGAGAACAAAGGAGGAGAGACGGGUGGCAGAGUGCAGACAUCCUCAGUAAAUCCCCUCGGUGUGUAUGACUCCUCCACGGCCCUCUGGCUGCAGGGCAAGGGACAGCCGGAGCAGACGGAGCAGCAGAAGAAGGACAUACAGACGGGGCAGAGUGCACUUUUGGCCGGAAGGACCGAAGAGUUUAACAGGCGACUCAGAGAGCAGCCAGCAGACACACAGCUGUGGAUAAAAUUCAUACGAUACCAGGAUGAGGUGAACGCAGCAGCGUUUGGAGGCAAGGAGGAGCAACAAGGCAGCGGUUCAGCUGAGCGUCGUCAGUCCUCCCAGCGAGCAGUCCUGGAGAAAAAGCUGAGCAUUGCAGAGCGCGCAGUGGCCACCAACCCCUGCUGCAUCGCUCUGCAGCUAGAGAGGCUCAGGAUCUGCCAAGAGCUCUGGGAGCCCUCACUUCUGGCUAAAGAAUGGAAGAAACUGGUGUUCCUCCACCCAAACAGUGCCCCCUUGUGGAGGGAGUAUCUGCUGUUCACCCAGAGCUACUUCAGCAACUUCACUGUGUCCAAGGUCAGCUCUGCCUAUGGGAAGUGUCUGAGCACGCUCAGUGCUGUGCGUGACGGCAGCAUGGUCUCUCACCCAGCCCUGCCAGGGAUUGAGGAGGAUAUGUUGGAUAUCUUCGCCCAGCAGUGUCAUUUCCUGCGUCAGUCUGGUCAUUCAGAGAAAGCAGUUUCUCUCUUUCAGGCCAUGAUCGAUUUUACUUUCUACAAACCUGACAGUGUACGAGAACUGUCCACCAAGCAGCAGGUUGAGUUUUUUGAGCCGUUCUGGGACAGCGGGGAGGCGAGGGUUGGAGAGCUGGGGGCCAGAGGUUGGAAAGCCUGGAUGCUUCAACAAGAGCGAGGAGGGUGGCUACAGCCCAGUGCAGAGGAAGAAGAGGAGGAGGAGCAGGACGGGGAGGAGGUGAAGGAUCGGAGCCAGCCCAGACACACAGUCUGGUUGGAUGUAGAGUCGUCUCGCGAGGCAGCUCACUGGCUGCCCUGGAGGCCUGACAAAGCCAAGGGCCAAUCAGAGGAGGACUGCGAGGACCCGGACAGACAGGUGUUGUUUGACGACAUCGGUCCCUCGCUAAUUUGUCUGUCUUCACCAGAGCUCCAGCUCCGGCUUCUUCUCCGUUUUUUGUCAUUCCUGGGGCUGCCUGUAGACUCUGUGGUCUCUGGUGCCCCCUGUCAGCCUGGCCUGCUGCUGGAGAACCUCUCUCUGCUCACUCAGGGUAAUCAGCUCCAGUGUCCUCUGACCUCUCACGACCUAACUGACCCCGGGGUUAACUCUGUCGGCCUCAUGACCACUCUCCAGGGACCAAGGAAGUUGGUGGGGCUCGGGAAGCAGGGUGAGACAUUUGUCACCAAUGUGUUCAGUAUGGUCCAACCUGUCCUUCCUGCCCACCACCGAGCCGUCCUGUCACUCAGCUGGAUGCAGUACGAGAAACUCAAGGUCUUGCGCUGCCUCCAUGGCGGCAACAAAAAGCGUCUCCGCUCUCAGGGCAAGAGCAGCAAGCGAGUUGCCAAGCAACUGCUUAAAGAACCCGACAACCGGUCUACGUUGGCGCUGUGGCGGGAGUACGCCCACCUGGAGUGGAUGCUGGGCAACCUCGAUGAGGCUCGCAAAGUCUUCUCCACGGCCACAGCGAUGGGGGGAACCAAAGGGCUGAGGAGCCCCGCCCUCUGUGAGCUGUGUCUGCUGUGGGCCCAGUUGGAGGUGGAGGAUGGACCAGGUGUGCAAGGAGGAGCACUAACGGAUGUCACUGUGUCCCCAGCUGUGUGUGUAUUAACCAGGCUUGCAGAAGGAAGCUCCUCAUCCUCCUCUUCAUCCUCCCAGCCCCUCUCUCCGGUUUCCAUCUUGAAAGCCAGGAGGUCGUAUGAACAGGCUCUGACUGUCGGCUUGUCAGCCCUGGACCAAAAACCCCACAACCCUCCGGCCAGCAGAACAGGUCAAGAGGAGCUGAGGCUGAGAGGCCUCACAGGCUGCUACGCUCUGUUUCAGUACCUCACAAUGGGCAUCCAAGCAGCUAACACCGUCUACAGCCAGGCUAGAGAGAGGAUGGAGGAGCUGCACCGCACAUUAAUACUUAAAAGUGAUGAGGAAGACAGCCUUGCUAACACUGAUGCUAGCCAGGCUGCAGCUGUUUCCAGCCAUAUCAGCAGGCACUAUGUUAACAGGCUAGCUUCUGAGUGUGAGGUAUUAGCAGUGCAGCAGGCAGCAUUGCUUAGAUAUCACAACAGAAUCGCUGUGUUUCCCCUGGCAACACUGAGACAGACACUGACCUCUGCCCUCUCUACCUGGCCCAGCAGCGCCCCUCUCUGGAGCAUAUAUGUACAGGUGGAGAACCGUUACCAUAGUGCUGGCCGGGCACGUCGCUUUUUUCACUCUGUAACCAGGGACAACACCAGUGUGUUGUCACGUCUCUUUGCCAUUGUUGCUGAACAACAAAGGAAGCAGCUGGUGGACGCUGCUCAGAGGUCUUGUUGCUAUGACGCCUUGUCCAUCCUGCCAGAGAACGGCCUCAGCAACCGAAUCUGUGGACUGUUUGAAAGUGCCAUAGCAACAGAGAUGGGUUCUCACUGUCCUUUACUUUGGAGGAUGUACAUUCACUUCCUGGUGUCAGAAGGGAAGGUGGAUAAAGCCACAGGGAUCUUCUACAAGGCCUUACAGAAUAUCCCCUGGGCUAAGGGUUUGUACAUGGAUGGAGUGCAGUUGUUCCCGGAGCACCUGCAGGAGUUUGUAGAUCUUAUGACAGAGAAAGAACUGCGACUCAGACUGCCUUUAGAAGAACUGGAUAUACUGCUGGAGGACUGACAUACGCCUCAUUCAAGAACUAGAGUUUGCUUUACUGGCAACAUGCAAACCCAGAUAUUGACACACAUGAGGAGAUGCGUGCAAACUCAGACGCUCACAUACAUGCACAGCUGCAGUGUUAAACAGUAAAGUUGCAGUUCUGUAAAGGUGGACAAAUGUGGUGCCUUACUUUCACAGCAAACCACCAGGACUGUGUUUUAGUAUCUGAUACUGUCAAUAAAUAUGAUUUUCAGUUA
This is a messenger RNA of Chelmon rostratus (copperband butterflyfish), 3842 nucleotides long. RefSeq names its product NRDE-2, necessary for RNA interference, domain containing (gene nrde2). The record is from RefSeq and is a predicted model, not a curated record. NCBI's taxonomy places the organism in Eukaryota, Metazoa, Chordata, Actinopteri, Chaetodontiformes, Chaetodontidae. The transcript is spliced from 19 exons. Gene Ontology annotation, molecular function: protein binding. Gene Ontology annotation, cellular component: catalytic step 2 spliceosome. Bases 13 to 3606 code for a protein of 1197 amino acids. Gene Ontology annotation, biological process: regulatory ncRNA-mediated post-transcriptional gene silencing; negative regulation of RNA catabolic process; RNA processing.